GAAGUGCCCGGAAGGAGCGCGACUCGGGAGGGACUGGGGCUCAGGCGAGGCGAGCGAUGCGACGGACGGGCGCUCCGGCUCCGGCGGCUUCCCGGGGGCGAGGUCGCGAGCGGGGCGGCGGCCCCGGGGCCGAGGAGGCCACGCCGUCGCUGCCUCCACCUCGCGGCGGAGCCCGAGCACCGGAGCCUCAGAUGAAAGAAACGAUGAACCAAGAGAAGCUCGCCAAACUGCAAGCCCAAGUGCGCAUUGGUGGGAAAGGAACUGCUCGCAGAAAGAAGAAGGUGGUUCAUAGAACAGCUACAGCAGAUGAUAAGAAACUUCAGUUCUCUUUAAAGAAGUUGGGCGUAAAUAAUAUCUCUGGUAUUGAAGAGGUGAAUAUGUUCACAAACCAAGGAACAGUGAUCCACUUUAAUAAUCCUAAAGUUCAAGCAUCCCUGGCAGCGAACACUUUCACCAUUACAGGCCAUGCUGAGACAAAGCAGCUGACAGAAAUGCUUCCCAGUAUCUUAAACCAACUUGGUGCAGACAGUCUGACUAGUUUGAGGAGACUUGCUGAAGCUCUGCCUAAACAAUCGGUGGAUGGAAAAGCACCACUUGCUACUGGAGAGGAUGAUGAUGAUGAAGUUCCAGAUCUCGUGGAGAAUUUUGAUGAGGCUUCCAAGAAUGAAGCAAACUGAAUUGAGUCAGCUUCUGAAGAAGAUAAAACUUGAAGAAGUUACUGGGAGCUGCUAUUUUAUAUUAUGACUGCUUUUUAAAAUUUUGUUCAAGGAUCUAAUAAGAUCUAGAGCUAAUAUUUUUAAGCUCAAGCCCCUUGGACACUGCAGCUCUUUUCAGUUUUUGCUUAUAUACAAGUCAUUCUUUGCAGCUAAUUAAGCGGAAGAAGCCUGAGAAUAAAGUUUGAAACAAAGGUUAAUAAAGUUCUUUGCCUAGUA
Messenger RNA from Sorex fumeus (smoky shrew), 932 nucleotides. It is a transcript of the gene BTF3, whose product is annotated as basic transcription factor 3. The transcript is spliced from 6 exons. NCBI's taxonomy places the organism in Eukaryota, Metazoa, Chordata, Mammalia, Eulipotyphla, Soricidae. Gene Ontology annotation, cellular component: cytosol; nascent polypeptide-associated complex. The record is from RefSeq and is a predicted model, not a curated record. The coding region runs from base 57 to 677 and encodes 206 amino acids.